GAAUAAACCGAUAGAAAUCAAACAGCGAAGUUGCUCGGAAAUCUCGCGGCAAUCUCAUCUUUUAAUCUUUAAGUAUGUAGUGUCAUUUGCUUUCACGCCCUAUUUUCUCUGAAAGUAUAGUCCAUAGUCUACCAGUGUAUUUUUUCCUCUAAAAUGGAAAACUUAAUAAACAUAUUCAAGUACGCUUACAGCCUCACUCACUCUUUCAUGCUAUAUUUUCUCUGUUCGCUGCCGAAAGCGGAUGAUCAUACAAGUUUGGGGACUGAUAAUGGAGCUGAUGAUCAUGGUGUUUCUGAUUCCAAUACUGAUCUUUCCGAUGGGGCGGCAGCGUCUCAAAACCGCCCUGAUGUCAAUAUUCCAAAGGAGGGCACUGCUCAAGAGCCUGUGCAAACCACCAGUGCUACCACAGUCAGGGGUAAUUCUGAGAAUUACCCCUUCAAGUUGGGGAAAAUAAUUGUGGUCCAGGCUUUCGAAGUCGCCCUGGCUCUGAUGAUUUUCCGGUUCCAGCCACAGGGUGUCGAUUCGUCUCCGGCUUUGUCUUCAUUCAUGUUUACCAUGGUUGGGGCGACCGUACUCUUCGGUUUCACGUUUACGUUGAUUGGGUUGAUGUUGCAGAAAGUCCACCCAGCUGUAGCAACAGUCUCUAGCCACGCCGGCAGUAUCUCGGCCGUGCUAGGGUUCUUUUUCAUGGUGGCCCUGUUUGUCCCCGAGCGCUUUGUUUGGUCGCUCUGCGCCUCUGCCGGCGUUCUGUCCAUGGUGUACGUUUAUUCCCUCGCCAAACCAUCGCAUAACACAUACUCAUCAACUCCAUUCUCUCUGUCAAACUGUUUCCCGUAGAUCUCCGGUUGCCUCUAAUUGUGGUUUUUCUAAUAUGCCACUGUUUGUUUACUUUACUUACAAUAAAAUAAAGUAAAAAUAAGGUAAGCACAGUACACAAACAGUGGCAAAUAAUCCGUUUGUUGGAACCUUGGAGAUGAUGUUAGUUUGUACUAAUAAACAAGGCUAGUCCUGUUAGCUAGAGUCCUGAGUAGGAGGUCUAAGGUCCCACUCUUUCCUCCUAUGUGAAGGUUGUCUUCUCAUUUACAGUUUUAUAUAUAUGCAAUAGUUUUAUUUA
Messenger RNA from Rhododendron vialii, 1114 nucleotides. RefSeq lists its product as uncharacterized. NCBI's taxonomy places the organism in Eukaryota, Viridiplantae, Streptophyta, Magnoliopsida, Ericales, Ericaceae. Bases 154 to 837 code for a protein of 227 amino acids. The transcript has 2 exons. The record is from RefSeq and is a predicted model, not a curated record.